Molecule: messenger RNA, 615 nt
Organism: Sclerotinia borealis F-4128
Lineage: Eukaryota; Fungi; Ascomycota; Leotiomycetes; Helotiales; Sclerotiniaceae
Source: the annotation of a GenBank genome assembly
AUGAUAUUCCACAAGAUACUAUUCCUAGCCUUUGCAAGCCAUGUUCUCAGCGCCAUAGUAUUAGAACGAGGAACCAAGAGCCUGCUCUCCUCCUCUUCCUCCUCCUCAACCUCCACCACCCUCCCCAACGCCACCAACACCACCAACGGCGAUUUCUCCUCCAGUGCCCUCGCCGCAACCGCCACCUGCGGCAGCGGCAACCUACCCCGCGCCGCCACCAAACGCGCACGCUCCAUGCUCCAAAGCAACACGACCGGAACCUGCGCGACCAUCUUGCCCGGGUGGCCCUGUUUCGGGACCGGGAUCCAAGGCAGCGAUGAUUCCUUUUCGGGGUUGACGAGUUCGUUUCGGCCUACUGUGUAUUAUGGGACGAUUGCAUUUCUGUGCAAUUUGGGGGAGGGGCCUAUGGGAACGACGGGGUUGGAUGUUGAGUUCUUGGAUGGGUUGAUCUUUCAGAAGCAUUGUGCGAAUUUUACGCCGGCGGUGUUGGUUAGUGAGGGGGAGUGGGCGUAUGGGUUUUUGGAUGUCAAGACGGUGGGGGCGGUGGGGCAGGGGAGGGAGUUGUGUAGUCUUGUUAUGAGUGGAGUGGUGGCUUAUCCGGAGCCUAUGGAGUAG